Messenger RNA from Staurois parvus, 385 nucleotides. NCBI's taxonomy places the organism in Eukaryota, Metazoa, Chordata, Amphibia, Anura, Ranidae. The record is from the annotation of a GenBank genome assembly.
AUGUAUGAUGGAACCUCAACAGAGCCAGAUGAGGACCAAACCGGGCCCCGGGCAGACUGGUAUCUGUCCCUCCCUCCCUCCUAAUAGAUUGUAAGCUCUUUUGUUUUCUAAACACCCCACAAUGUGUUCCACAGACAUGGUGCAGAGAUGUGGUGGAGAGGACUCAGACGACACGGGGAGGACCAAGACACGGGGCAGAGAUGCCGAUAUGGAGAGGACCCAGACACGGGGAGGACCAAGACACGGGGCAGAGAUGCGGACAUGGAGAGGACCCAGACACGGGGCGGACCCAGACACGGGGCAGAGAUGCCGACAUGGAGAGGACCCAGACACGGGCAGACCCAGACACGGGGAGGACCAAGACACGGGCAGAGAUGCCGAUAUG